GAGAGCAGAGAGCAGAGAGAGGGAAUGGCCGAUGGGGAGCGGACUGCCUUUGGCGAUCUCCUCAGACCCAUCGCCGACCCGCCCGUCCGCCCCGACCUGAUCUCCCUCUCUGCCUCCGCAACCGCCGCCGCAUCCACCGCCGUAGACCCUCCGCAUGGAUCCCGCGCGGAGGCCGACCGGCUCGGUGCCUCCCUGAAGGAGCUCGCCGACGCCGACGCCCGCAUCGUGUUUGUCGGCGACCCCGGCCUCACUGACCCCCGCCUCGCCCUCCCCGGUAACGCCGUCCGCACCGCCAAGUACUCCUUUCUCACUUUCAUCCCCCGUAACCUCUUUGAGCAGUUCCGCCGCCUCGCCUACGUCUACUUUCUCGCCAUCGCUGUCCUCAACCAGCUACCUCAGCUCGCGGUGUUCGGCCGCGGCGCCUCCGUCCUCCCUCUUGCGUUCGUCCUCCUUGUCACUGCCGUCAAGGACGCCUACGAGGACUGGCGCCGCCACCGCUCCGACCGCGUCGAGAACGGCCGCGCCGCCGCCGUCCUCGACCCCGCCGGCUCUGGCCAGUUCCGGUCACGCCGCUGGAAGGACCUCCGCGUCGGCGAGGUCAUCAAGGUGCUCGCUGACGAGUCCAUCCCCUGCGACAUGGUACUCCUUGCCACCAGUGACCCCACCGGCGUUGCCUAUGUCCAGACCAUCAACCUCGACGGCGAGUCCAACCUCAAGACCCGCUACGCCAAGCAGGAGACCAUGUCUCGUCUCCCCAACAUUACAGCCGGCAGCAUCACCACACUCAUCCGCUGCGAGACCCCAAACCGCAACAUUUACGGGUUCCACGCCAAUCUGGAGGUCGACGGGAAGAGGGUCUCCCUUGGGGCGUCCAACAUCAUCCUCCGUGGCUGCGAGCUCAAGAACACAGCGUGGGCAAUUGGUGUUGCCGUCUACACCGGGACCGAGACCAAGGUCAUGCUCAACAGCUCAGGGGCGACCUCCAAGAGGAGCCGACUGGAGACCCACAUGAACAGGGAGACGCUGCUGCUGUCCGCAAUCCUGAUCACCCUUUGCUCGGCGGUGUCCAUCUGUAACGGGAUCUGGCUGGCGAUUCACAGGGACGAGCUGGAGCUCUCACAGUACUUCAGGAAGCGGGACUACUCUGGUGGUGACGAGAAGUACUACAAUUACUAUGGGAUUGCCAUGCAGGUGUUCUUCAUUUUCCUCAUGGCGGUUAUCGUGUUCCAGAUCAUGAUUCCUAUUUCCCUCUACAUCUCGAUGGAGCUAGUUAGGCUUGGUCAGGCAUACUUCAUGAUUCGGGACAAGAAUUUGUACGAUGAGAGCUCGAACUCGAGGUUCCAGUGUAGGGCUUUGAAUAUCAACGAGGAUCUUGGGCAAAUAAGGUAUGUGUUCUCUGACAAGACGGGAACUUUGACGGAGAACAAGAUGGUGUUCCAAUGUGCAAGCAUUCGUGGAAUUGAUUACAGUGAAGGGAAAGAUCCAUCCCCAAAUGGCAGCGAUGUGUAUUAUGUCGUAGUUGGCGACCAGUUUUGGAGGCCAAAGAUGCUAGUUAAGACAGAUCCUAAGCUGGUGAGGCUUUUGAGAAGUGAAGGUGAGACACAGGAAGGGAAGCAUGCUCGUGAUUUCUUCCUUGCUCUGGCCGCUUGCAAUACUAUUGUGCCUCUUAUUGUUGGGACUCCAGAUCCUAAACAGAAGUUAAUUGAUUAUCAGGGUGAGUCUCCCGAUGAACAGGCAUUGGUUUAUGCUGCUGCAGCUUAUGGGUAUGUGCUUAUAGAACGGACCUCUGGGCACAUAGUCAUUGACGUUCUUGGGGAUAGACAAAGGUUCAAUGUUUUGGGCCUUCAUGAAUUUGAUAGUGACCGGAAGAGAAUGUCAGUAAUUAUCGGUUGCCCUGAUAGGACAGUAAGACUAUUUGUGAAAGGUGCAGACAGUUCAAUGUUUGGAGUUCUGGAAAAAUCUGUAGAUUUGGAUAUCAUUCGUGCAACGGAGACUAAUCUUCAUGCCUAUUCAUCAGUGGGUUUGAGGACACUGGUUGUUGGAAUGCGGGAGUUGAGUAGAAAUGAUUUUGAGGAAUGGCACUCUGACUAUGAGAAUGCAAGUACAGCAUUGUAUGGCAGGGGAAACUUACUACGAGCAGUUGCAUCUAGGGUUGAGAACAACCUCCAAAUAUUGGGAGCCUCUGGGAUUGAAGAUAAGCUACAGCAAGGCGUACCAGAAGCCAUAGAAUCCCUGAGGCAAGCAGGCAUCAGAGUGUGGGUUUUGACAGGGGACAAGCAAGAAACUGCAAUUUCCAUUGGCUAUUCUUGUAAGCUGCUAACAAGUGAAAUGACUCAUAUUGUGAUAAACAGCAAUUCUGAAGCAUCAUGUAGAAAAAGUUUAGAAGAUGCAAUUGCCAUAUCUAGCAAAUUUGUCGCAAUAUCUUCUAGGGCUCAAAAUACUAUUAUAGCUACUGGAUCUGCCAGGGUUCCUCUGGCUUUGAUCAUUGAUGGUACGAGCCUUGUGCACAUUCUGGAGACGGAACUAGAAGAAAAGCUUUUCAAAAUAGCAACGGUUUGUGAUGUCGUAUUGUGCUGCCGUGUUGCUCCAUUGCAAAAGGCUGGAGUAGUUGCUCUUAUAAAAAAGAGAACAGAGGAUAUGACCUUAGCCAUUGGAGAUGGUGCAAAUGAUGUAUCAAUGAUCCAAAUGGCUGAUGUUGGGAUUGGCAUAAGUGGUCAAGAGGGAAGGCAAGCAGUUAUGGCCUCAGAUUUUUCCAUGGGACAGUUCAGAUUCUUAGUGCCCCUUUUAUUGGUUCAUGGCCAUUGGAAUUACCAAAGAAUAGCCUAUAUGAUCUUAUACAACUUCUACAGGAAUGCUGUGUUUGUCUUCAUAAUGUUCUGGUAUGUACUGUAUACGGCUUAUACCUUGACAACUGCAAUCACUGAAUGGAGCAGUGUAUUGUAUUCUGUCCUCUAUACUGCUCUACCUACAGUAGUAGUUGGAAUUCUUGACAAGGAUCUUAGCAGGAGAACACUGCUAAAGUACCCAAAGCUGUAUGGAACUGGACAGAGAGAGGAAAGAUACAACCUGAAGUUGUUUAUCCUUACAAUGAUGGAUGCAAUUUGGCAAAGCCUUGUUGUUUUCUUCAUCCCUUACCUGGCAUACAGAGACACCACCGUUGAUGGAUCCAGCUUAGGAGAUUUGUGGACUCUUGCAGUGGUCACUCUAGUAAACAUUCACUUGGCCAUGGAUGUGUUCCGCUGGAACUGGAUCACUCAUUUAUCUAUCUGGGGUUCCAUAGCUGUAGCUGUGAUGUGUGUCAUCUUGAUUGACUCCAUAUGGUCCUUACCUGGUUACUGGGCCAUCUAUCAUAUAAUGAAGACUGGAUUGUUUUGGUUAUGCUUGCUCGGCAUCUUUGCAGCAGGAAUGAUUCCCCGGUUCACAAUGAAGGCUUUGACUGAGUACUUCAUGCCUAAUGAUAUUCAAAUUUCUAGAGAACUAGAAAAGUUUGGUAAUUUUAAUGAUUUCACUGGUACGGAAAUUUCUAUGAGCACAUUCUCAGAAACCCACCCAGGGUUUAUACGGUGAUGUUUUGUUCUUCAAAAUUUUCUUUUUCUUCUUAUUUUUGUUUGUAUAUUAGUGUAUUCUUUCUGCUGCUGGUCAGUGUUUCUUGCUGGCUGCAAGCUGGUCACAUACCCAAAGUGAUAUAUAUCUUUGUCAUGUGUGUAUUUGUUUAACAGUUUCUUUUUUUUUUUUAAAGAAAUGAGAAUUAGGAUCAUAUCACAAACUGGAUAUAAACAUUCCAAUUGCUUCUCUACUACCUGUGGUGCAUUCUGAUUCAUGAA
Molecule: messenger RNA, 3824 nt
Organism: Musa acuminata subsp. malaccensis (wild Malaysian banana)
Lineage: Eukaryota; Viridiplantae; Streptophyta; Magnoliopsida; Zingiberales; Musaceae
Product: phospholipid-transporting ATPase 1
Biological process (GO): phospholipid translocation
Cellular component (GO): plasma membrane
Molecular function (GO): ATP binding; ATP hydrolysis activity; ATPase-coupled intramembrane lipid carrier activity
Source: RefSeq, a predicted model, not a curated record